Messenger RNA from Pelodiscus sinensis (Chinese soft-shelled turtle), 6200 nucleotides. NCBI's taxonomy places the organism in Eukaryota, Metazoa, Chordata, Testudines, Trionychidae. The record is from RefSeq and is a predicted model, not a curated record.
AGAGUGGUGUCUAAUUUUCCAUUGUUGAUUUGUACUGUGGUGUCCAGGAAGUGGAUCUGUGCUGCAGUGCACUGAUUCCCUUCUGCUCUGCAACCUCUCACUCCUCCCCCCUCAGAUUCGACCCUCCUGCUCUACAGAGUAACCCUUCUACGCUGCAACUCUUUACCGUACCCCUCUCCUGUAUUGCAAACCACCUGUGCAACAGUGAGAGCCCUCUUACCUGCACCCUGUCAUACAUUUUUUACUCUUGCAUUACUCUCCUUUUCAGUCAGUUGUAUCCCCUUCUUUGGAUUAUACCAUUUUAUCUCCAAAAUAACUGAUUGCUCGUAUUAUCUGCAAAUCCUUAGCAUCACUUCUCAUCAAUGGGGGAUACCUUCAUGUUUCCUGUGUUCUCUGUAAUGUUGCAGUGAUAUAUAUAUAUAUGAACCCACAUUAUAUCAUAAUUACCUUUUAAAACCUAACCCGCUCUGUAGAAUUGUUCAUAGUGGCUACUUGCUCUGCUCUCCACCUUCCUCUCACAACUUUGAUAUAUUAUUUUGAAGUCAUUGCAUUUAAAAUUAACUUGCUAUUCUGGCUUUCUUUUUAAUUAAUGUGAAGAGAUUUUGCUUGCUAAUUUCUAGCCAUUGAUUUUUUUUCUUGACAGGUUCGCUGCUGCUUCUGUGACAAGAACUAAAGAAGUGGAGUUUAGUCUCUGCUGCUCUUAAUUAGGGUUACCAUACACCAGCGUUUCCUUGGAGAGAGCCUCUUUUUUGAGCUUGCUUUCUCUGGGUGGGCAGAAUUUUCAAAUAACAGCAAAUGUCUAGGUUUUUGCAGGGCAGGCAAGCUGAAACUCAGAAAGAACCCCUAUUGGUCUGCUUCCCAGUUCACCUAUCCACUCAGCUAAUUGGUCCUUUCCUCUGCAACCUACAGCUGGAUCCCACUAACCAAAGCCCCUAUCCCCUCUCAAUCCUAGGAAAGGGGUUCCAGGACUGUCCCACAGGGAGGUACUGACUGAGUGUAGUCACUGUGUUUUGGGCUAAUAACAGCUUCCCUGCCAAUAUGAUGUUGCCCUCCCCUCUCCAGUGACUACCCCUUCUGCAGAUAUCCUCUUCCAGUCCCCAUCACCACUCUCACUCCUUGCAGUGUCCGUUUUUUGGGAACAUGAAAUAUGGUAACCCUACUCUUAUUCCCAUUCCUGGCGGUGUUUCGCAAACACGGUGUGGAUCAUGUCAGCUUGCUGUCUGCUCUGCUGAAAUGAUGUAGCAGAAAUGAUAGCCAAGGCCUACACCACUGGUAACCUCCCCAUCCAAAAAGAAAAUGUCAUCCAUGAUGAGACUGUGCCUGAAUCCACUGUACAGAGUGGCAGCUCUCUGAGAAAUGGCAACUUGCAAACUCCAAGCGGAAAAAGGAAGGUCCAGGAACAGUUUGCAUGCAGACGAAGAAAUUCUUCCAGAAGCAGAAAGUCAAGCCAGACACAGAAUGGAGAAGUGGUUGAAGCGGUUACAUUGUUUGAAGUGGUCAGCAUGGGCAAGAGGGCAAUUCAGUCUGUGGUAGAUGACUGGGUUGAAGCGUAUAUCCAAGAUCGAGAUGUGGCACUUCUGGAUCUGAUCAGCUUCUACAUUCAGUGCUCAGGCUGUCAAGGAAUGGUAACAGCGGAGAUGUUCCAAAGUUUGUGCAACAGUGAUGUAAUGCAAAAAAUGACAGAGACAUUUGAUGAGGAAACAGGAUUGCAAUACAAGAAAUUUAUGGCCUAUCCCUGGAUUCUGACUGUAACUUGGCCAGUGGAUAUGGACAAUGAAGAUUAUCCACUCAUCAAACCAGGAUCCUACUGGAAGAAAUUUAAGGCCAACUUCUGUGAGUUCACUGCGGUACUAAUACAGCAGUGCCAGAACAGCAUCCUCUAUGAUAGUUACCUGAUGGACACAGUCAUCUCACUGCUCACAGGGCUAGCAGACUCCAGGGUCAGAGCAUUCAGGCACACCAGCACUUUAGCAGCUCUGAAGCUUCUGACAGCACUUGUAAGAGUAAAUCUAAAUCUUGAUGUCAGCAAAUGUAAUGCUCAAAGGCUGUAUGAAGUGGAGAAGAACAGGAUUUCUGUCAAGAGGACCAAUCACAGACUGGACCAAUUGGAGAGAAAAAGGAAAGUGUAUGAACAGAAACCACUGGAAAUAGAAAAUAUGAUGAAUGCUAUUUUCAAAGGAACAUUCUUACAGAGAUAUCGUGAUGUGAUUCCUGAGAUACGGGCUAUCUGCAUUGAAGAAAUUGGCAGUUGGAUGAAAAUGUAUCCUGAUACAUUCUUAAAUGAUAGUUACUUGAAAUAUAUUGGAUGGAUGCUGUAUGAUAAGCAACCCGAAGUGCGGCUGAAGUGUCUUCUGGGACUGCAAGGAAUUUAUAACAGAAAAGAACUGGUAUCUAAAAUGGAUCUCUUUACUAGCAGAUUCAAGGAUCGAAUGGUGUCCAUGGCUCUAGAUAAGGACCACGAAGUAGCAGUUCAAGCCAUGAAACUCUUGAUGCUUAUAGCACAGAACUGCGAGGAUGCGUUAUCAUCUGAAGACUGUGAAACCUUAUUCCAGUUUGUUUAUACCAUGCACAGACCUUUGGCAGUAGCCGCCGGGGAAUUCCUUUAUAAAAGGCUGCUUAGUUAUCCGGGAACUGAAGAGGAAGUGCCAUCUAAAAGAAGAGGGAAGUUUGGGGCUAAUACCAGCUCCAUGAGGAAAUUAAUAAAGUUUUUCUUGGAGAGUGAGCUACAUAAACACAUCACGUACCUUGUAGACAGCCUGUGGGACUGGGCAGGCGGUUUGUUGAAGGACUGGGACUGCAUGACCACUCUUUUAUUGGAAGCUGCUGAAGGAGAAGCAUUGAGUGAUGCCCAGGAAAGUGCCCUCAUUGAAAUCAUCUUUGUGACUGUCCGAGAAGCUGCUGAAGGUCACCCUCCUGUGGGCAGAGGAGCUGCCAAGAAGAUCCUGUCAGCAAAAGAGAAGAAAAUACAAUUGGAAGAUUGUACCAAAAUUACUGAGCACUUUAUUGUGGUGCUUCCUCAGCUCUUGGCAAAGUAUUCAGCAGAUGCUGAAAAAGUGGCGACCCUCCUGCAGAUUCCCCAGUAUUAUGAUUUAGAUGUUUACAGUACUGGACGUCUGGAGAAGCACUUGGAUGUUUUGCUGCAAGUGGUGAAAGGUAUUGUAGCCGAACACUCUGAUGCGGAUGUCCUCGAGGCUUGCUCCAGGACAUACUAUAUCCUCUGCAAUGAAGAACUGGCCAUCCACAGGAGGGCAGAUCUUGCCAGAACUCAGCUGAUAGAUGACUUGGUGGAUAAAUUUAAUGAGCUGCUGGAUGAAUCUUGGCAUGAGGGAGAAGGUCUUUGCACAGACGAAGAAGGAAUUUGCCAAAUAUAUUCCACUUUGAGAAGAAUAACAGCUUUUCAUAAUGCUCACGAUCUCACCAGAUGGAAUCUCUAUGGGAAGAUUUCAAAGCUGCUGGUUUUUGAGAUGAAGCAUGGGAGUUUACCUGUUCAGAUGAUCCUACCAGCUCUACAGUGCACAUACUUUGCUCUCUUGUGGCAGCUAUCUUCAGUUGUUGAGAGGUCAUCUUCCAAGGAGGCCCUUUUCGCACUAAGCAGAGAGUUGAGAUUUUUCUGCCAGAUUUGUGCAUGCUACUUCAGCCAUGAAGAUAAAGAUUUAAGUGAAAAGGCCUUCAUGAUACUCUGUGAUUUGCUGAUGAUUUUGAGCCACCAAGCUUUGGAUGAUGAUGAAACUGUAGGAAUUAUUCAGUAUCUUCCCAGCACAUCCCUUCAGUCAAAAAUGCUCUUGUUCAUUCAGGAUCACGUUUUCACAGAGGAAGAAGAAGAAAUCAAAGACUUAACAGAAGAGGAGGAGAGGGAAAAGGAGGUCUACAAGCUGAAUGAUUUGCACAGGAGGCGGAGUCUACUUUCAGCCUAUUGCAAGCUAAUUGUGUUUGCUGUGGUGGAGAUGUCUGCAGCUGCUGAGAUCUAUAAGCACUAUAUGAAGACGUACAAUGAUUUUGGAGAUAUAAUUAAAGAAACUCUGAGCAGGAUGAGGCUUAACAACAAAAUCCAGAGCGCCAAGACAUUAGUUCUAUGCCUGCAGCAGCUGUUUCAGAAACAUACAGAAACCCAUGGUAGUACGAACAGCAUGGAUUCAUCUUUCACAAAUAUUAAAGAACUUGCUCGUCGCUUUUCACUGACAUUUGGCUGGGAUCAAGUGAAAUCCAGAGAAUCAGUAGCCAUGAUACACAAAGAAGGGAUUGAAUUUGCCUUCCAAGGAGCUGCUGGAGUAGAAGGGAAAUGCCUGCCACCAAACUUAAGCUUUCUGUUAAUCAUCAGUGAAUUCUCCAACAAGUUAUUAAAGCCUGACAAAAGAUUAGUGUAUGGGUACUUGCAGAGGUAUAUAACAGAGCCAGCAUCUUGCAGAGGCGAUGAAUGGCACCCCUUGAUUUGGUACAGAAACUCUUUGUUGGCAAAUGAAGAUGAGGUGAAUUCUAUCAUCAGCAGUUCAAGAGAAUCAUCCAUAGGCGGAUCUAAGACAUCAUUUAAAAGAAAAUUAUCCAACGGGUUCCUGCCUGAAACAACAAAUAAGACUCCAGGCUUCCAGUGCACUCCAGAAAUCUCUGCUGCAGCAGGGAAAAGGAGAAAGAGGUUGAAGUCUCACAAUACAAGCCUCCAGGAAUAUCCACCAUUCCAUUGUCCUGCCCAGUUGAAAAGAAGAUGUAGUAGCCAAGAUGUGAUCAAGACAGAAGACUUCUCAGUAGAUGGGGGACCAGAAGAUGUCGAUGUGGAUGUUGUUGGCGCAGACCUGGUAUGUGAUGGAGCAUAUCAACCGUGCAUUGGGCCAAUUGGUGCUGACCAGUCACUAGAGACCAGCCCCCCUCGUUCUUGUUGUGCACGCUCCAGUUGGAGGGGACAGAUAAAAGGAGGUAGCCCAGCUCAGUUAGUGCCAGCGAAGGAGGAAGAACAUGUGCUUCAGGCUCCUGCAGAGGAGCUGUUGACUCCUCAGGCCAUUGGGACUGUGAACGCAGACUACGCUGCAGGCGAUUAGCUCACCAUGGUGACUGAUGGGUGUUGAGCUGCUGCCAGCUGAGAAGAUGGUCAUUCUGGUAGGAAGUGCUCCAGGGAAUAUGUUAAGGGUUCAAGCCUGGGCUCCUAAUACAGAAUUUCCUGGCUUCAAACCCAGUGGAGUAGGGAGGGCUCAGGUUCCCCUACUUCCCCCCUCAGCCGCUUACCACUAGGCAUUGCUACUGGGGACUCCUGAUUUAGACUCAUGAUUCACUCUGUGCCCUGUCCAGAGGGUUAGGGCCCCCAACUGUUAUUCUUCGCUCUGGCUAGGAGGCCCAGAUGCUACAGACUGUUUGCUCUGUCCCAUCCCAAGGGCUCUGGACUGUUUUUUUGCUCUGCCCUGCCAGGGUCCUGAGCCCCUUGACUGUGAUUGUUUGACAAGAGGGAACCCCAACAAUUUAGAUCUACAGUGGAUCUAACAAAAGGGUAUUGGCAAAUUCUCCUGAGUCCAACUUCCUGGGAGAAGACAGCCUUUGUCACACCAUUCUACCUUUUUCAGUUUACCGCAGCCCCAUACAUAGCAUGGUUGUAGUGUUCCAAUGGCUUGGGGGACCAGCACUUUUGGCUACUUGAUCAAUGAACAGCAGCUUAUAUUGACCGUGCCAGUUGGGGAGCUAUCAUCCAUGACACCUCAGUGCCCUUGGGGAAGCCAGGCUAACUACAAAACCAUUGGAAUGCCACCUGGAACAGAAAGAGAUAAUGUACCUGAGAUACGUGGUGUAGAGUGUGGUCAGUUGCAGCCAAUAGGGGGUAAGGUUCAAUCCCUAAGCCUGCUCAAUCUUCUCAUCAGAGGCAAGUGAGGCAGUUUCUUGCUCGUUACCAUAGACACUUUGUGCUGGAGUUUGCCACCCUAGCAGCCCUCCUCACUGGCUUGACAAAAUUCCAAGCCUACGAGAGUACAAUGGUCUUGCCUGGAUUCAAAUUUCAUAGAUACAAAGUGGAAUCCCAUAGAUACUAAUACUCAGAAGAGCCAAGAUGAAUAGAAACAUCUUCCACCAUUAGGCUUUCUCUUCUGAAAGAUGUAAAUAAUGAGACCCCCUUUUCCUUUCAAAACAAAUUUCUUUUAUUUUAACAAUGAACUAUAAAUAUCUUUGUUUUCAAUAACAGAAAAACAAAAAGCUAUAGUAAACAGUAACUUUUGUUUAACGGUACU